Molecule: messenger RNA, 1233 nt
Organism: Aspergillus mulundensis
Lineage: Eukaryota; Fungi; Ascomycota; Eurotiomycetes; Eurotiales; Aspergillaceae
Exons: 4
Coding region: 1-1233 (410 amino acids)
Biological process (GO): regulation of mRNA processing; protein phosphorylation; spliceosomal complex assembly
Molecular function (GO): protein kinase activity; ATP binding
Source: RefSeq, a predicted model, not a curated record
AUGCGGCGCUUCGAGACAAUCCACGACGUCGUCGAACCCGUCGAAGAGUAUCGCCCAGGCGGCUACCACCCCGUCCAUCUCGACGACGUCAUCUGUUACAGGUACAAAAUCAUCGCGAAGCUAGGCUUCGGACGGUUCUCGACUGUUUGGCUUGCGCAGGAUCUGGUCUACCUGUACGAUGGCGUCAACGUCCAACGCUACGUCGCGCUCAAAAUCCUCAAGCCAGGCGGCCCGGCAGGUAACACUGAGCUCGCCACUCACCAGUUUCUUCCGUCCGUCUACGAACAGAGCCGGGAGAAUGUGGUCGAGCUGCUGAAUUUCUUCUUCGAGAAGGGUCCGAAUGGAAUGCACCUGUGCCUUGUGUUUCCGGUUAUGCUGGGCGACUGUCAGGAUCUGGCUGUCACUGGAAAGCCACGCUGUGCAGCCGAUGUGCGGUUGAUCUCGAAGCAGAUACUUCUGGGUCUGGAUGUUAUUCAUCGUGAGGGGUUUAUUCAUUGCGGUGCGUUACCCUCAAACCAAGCCUUGUGCCCGACUAACACCAGGGGUCCGGCAGACUUACAGCCCGCGAAUAUCUUAAUCACCAAGAUCGGAGCUGCAGAGGGCGAAGAUCAAUCUUUGCUCGAUCCACCGGAGUUUAGUCCCGUGAAGUGGCUUGACGGCGUAGAAGCCGACAACAGCGCUCCGAGAUAUCUGGUCCCUUCGCAGAAACGUCGCGGCGCCUUGGAUGGUGUGGACUUCUCUACGCUGCUGUUUACCAUAGGUGAUCUUGGUUCAGUGGUAAACAACGAACUCACGCCUAUCCCGUACAUAGCUAUGCCCAACUUGCCGAGGGGAUACGAUUGCCUCAAGACCCGUCCAGCAACACCCACAGCACUCCGCGCACCAGAACUGAUCCAUCAGGAUAAAUGGGGUGUAGGGAUCGAUAUCUGGGCGCUGGGCUGCUUGAUCUUCCAGCUCGCAACAAACGAGCCCCUGUUCCCCAUCGGAACUUUCGGCCUCUCGCGCGAAGACAUCGACGCCGAGCAUCUGCGGCAGAUUGAGCAGGUUCUGGGUGGAGGACCGGAGCGGUUCGUCGAACAUCUUGCGGCCCGGUUGCCGGCGGACUUUGGCGAGCAGAAUACGAGGAGUCUGGCGUCGUUCUUGCUUUUGAUGUUGCAGCUGGAUCCCGCUAGGAGGAUGGGGACGGGUGAGUUGUUGGAUCAGAGGUAUUUGCACGACGCUGUUGAGGAAUGA